AUGUAUGUUUGUCAAGAAUUGUAAUGUAUUGAACUACAGAAUAACAAGUUACUUUGUUAAAAAUGUUUAUGUUAACAUCGAGGUGUAAAUUAUAUUAAAUUAAAGGAGAGGGCCUUUAAUAACUAUAAUUAAUACAAAAGUAAUUUGGAACAGGAUAUCGCAGAUAAUUCAGAUUUGAAAAAAAAAAUAGAGUAAGAUAUUACAGAAAUAUAAUCAAAAAUUUUCAAAAUUUUUUCUGAUUUAUAAAAAAAUUUGAUUGAAUUUGUUGAUCAAUAAAGUAGAAAAAUAUCGAGGAAUAAAACAAAUGCAGAAAAGUUAAUGCAAGAUUCUAAUCCCUCGCUUGAUACCUACAUAUAUUUUGCUAAAUUUUCUGUUGAUAAAAAAGUCCAUGAGUAGGCCAAAUAAUAAAUUACAUAAACAAUUGAUGAUUUAAUUUCGGAUCUCAAAUAAAAAAUAGAUUAUUUAAAGCCAUCAACCAUUAAUGAAAACAUUAUAAAAAUCGAGGAACAAUCAUUUAAAAUUGAAUCUUUCUUUUAGAAAAAAUCUCCUUUCGGAUACUGUAAUGAACAUUGUAAAUAGAAAUCUUCAAUAUGCACCAAUAUUACAUGUUUAGAGUUAAAUGAUUUAGAAUAUCAUUGUGAAAGAUGUAGCAAAACUUCUCAUGCUGAGCAUUUUUAAAAAGAUUUUUUAUAGGAGUAUGAUAAGUUGAAAAAAGAAUAAAAAGCGAAAUUAGAUUUGAUUUCAAAUGAAAAACAAGAAAUUAAAUUAAAGGCUUAAAAAGUAAUAAAUGAUUUGAUAAAUGAUCUAAAAAAAUUACAGAAAGAAUCAUAUUUUAAAUAUGAAGAGGUGAUAAAAAUUAUAAAAGUAUUUUUUUAAGAUUUUGAAAAAGAUUUGUCUUAACAAGAUACUAAAUAUGUCUUUGGUGAUUUGUUAUUCUAAAUAAUUUCCACUAAAGAAGAAGAAUUUUAGUUGAAACUGAAUCAGCAAUACCAAAAUUUUGAAGAAAAGCUCAAAAGUUGUAGGAAAGAUAAUGCAGUAUAAUUUUCAGAAGAAUGCUAGAAGUUAUAAGAGAAAUAGGAUGAGAUUUUUAAACUAAAGAAAACUAUAAAAGAACUAGAAUUGGCGAUUAAUGAAAAAGACUAACUGAUAAAAAAACAGUCUCCAGAAAAUUAACUUAAAGUGAUAUAGAAUAACACAGAAUAAAUUUUAAAAGCAGUGUCAUAAUAAUUUAAAAGCGUUUCAGGGGUUAACAAUAUUAGUUUGUAAUCAAAACCGAAAUUGUAAUAAUAAAAUGUAGAAUUAAAUUAGCCAAUUCAGGAGUAAGUAUUAAAUUAAUAAAACUAAUAAAACUAAUAUAACUCAUAUAACUAAUAACAAUUAUCAUUAUCAAAUGUUAGAUAUUAUGAACACCAAAUGUAACCAAACCUAUCAUAAUAGUAAUAUUUUAGGCAAAAUAAAUGA
Molecule: messenger RNA, 1461 nt
Organism: Paramecium tetraurelia
Lineage: Eukaryota; Ciliophora; Oligohymenophorea; Peniculida; Parameciidae
Exons: 1
Source: RefSeq, a predicted model, not a curated record